AGCUGACGCUCUAGAGGGCGGAAGCGGUUGUUAUAGCGACCUGAAAGGAGGUGGAAAAAAAUGGCGGCCGAGGCCUUGACAACAGAGGGAGGCCUAGCACCGGGCGGGCCUUUUUUGGAGCGCUACCGAGGCCGGCUUCAGGCUCUACGGCUGGCUCCGGAGGCAGGCCAAUGCCCGGGAGGAGAGAGCGGGCGCCGGACGGAGCUGCACCUGCUCUUCGACCAGCUCCUGUCCGAGAACAGCGGGCCUGGGGCCCAGGCGCCGGCGGAGCUUAGGCCUCAAGACCUUUGCGACUUGUUCGUCCAAGCCUGUAAGCUGGUUCAGCUGAAUCAGGAGCAUCUAGUCAACAAGGUCUGCCAGCUCAUCCAUCAGCUGCUGAACAGAUUCCAGGUUAUAGUGGAUGAAGAAAGCCUGAAGUAUCUGCUGCCCUACUUUAUCUCUGCCUUAGAGCAAUGCAGCACUUGGACGCAUGUUGAAAUCUUGCAGGCUUUGGCAGCUUCUGUCUACAAGAACGGACCCAAGUGUCAAAAGUACUUCCCAGCCUUGCUAGGAAAAGGUGGACUUCUGAUAGAACUCAGCAGCCCGGCUCAAACUGAUGCUGAAGUCAAAAGGGCCGCAGUGCACAGCAUGGCAAACCUCUGCCUCAGCAUACCUGGACAACCAUACUUGGAGGAACCUUACCGAGAGCUCUGUUUUCAGACUUUUCUCAAUGUGUUGCAGUCUUCCAAGGCAGUUGGGGUCGAUGACAUCACUUUUUGUAUGUUGUUACAGAAUGCCUUGAAAGGAAUCCAGUCGCUCUUGAACUGGGGAAAGAUGAAAUUAAAACAGCCGGAUCAGCUUGGUUCCCUUCUUGCUGUGUUAAAGAAGUGUAUGUUCUACGGACUUCCUGGACUGAACAUUGAAAUGCCGCCCAUCUUAUACCCUGCAGUCCUUUCUCAGUAUGACAGCAGGUCACCCGGGAAACAGGAUCAAUCGGAACUGAACAGCAUUAAAGUUAAUGGGUCCAGGAGAAAAAAGCCCAAAGGAAAGCAAAAAGGAGAGCUGGCAGAAGACGAAAACAACACUGAAGAAGGCAGAACAAGGGAAUCAAGUUGCCAUGGAGGCAAGCAGCAGAAUCCUGGUCUGGAUGUCUCCAACCUUUGUCCAUCCUUCGCAAAGGACCACCUGCCCGUCUGCACUCUGGGCUGGAAAAGAAUCAGUAGCAGCGACUCGGAGUAUUCCGAUGCCGAAGGCGGCAUGCAAAGCAAAACAAGGUCCUUCCAAGCAAAGGUUCGCCAAGGGGCGCUGACCUGCUUCCUUUCUACUGUGAAGUCUAUAGAGAAGAAAGUCCUCUUUGGCUAUUGGUCGGCGUUUAUUCCUGACGUGCCCGGAAUCGGAAGCCCACAGUCUGUGUCCUUGAUGACUAUUGCCUUAAAAGAUCCUUCUCCGAAGACCCGAGCCUGUGCUCUUCAGGUUCUCUCGGCCAUCUUGGAAGGCUCCAAGCAGUUCCUUUGCAUCGCGGAGGAUGCGGGUGACCACAAGAGAGCCUUCACGCCUUUCUCGGUUACUCUGGCCACCAGCAUCCGAGAGCUUCAUCGCUGCCUGCUGCUGGCCCUGGUCGCCGAGUCCUCUUCCCAGACCCUCACCCAGAUCAUUAAGUGCCUUGCCAAUCUGGUGCUGAAUGUGCCAUACAGCCGUUUAAAGCCUGGGCUGCUGACAAAAGUCUGGAGUCAGAUCAAGCCGUACAUUCGACAUAAAGAUGUCAAUGUUCGAGUGUCAAGCCUGACGCUGCUCGGUGCCAUAGUCUCUGCUCAAGCCCCGUUGCCAGAAGUGCGCCUCCUUCUGCAGCAGCCGGGCUCACCUGGAUUUGAUGACGGUGCACCCAUCACGCCUGGGGGACCUGAGUGCCAUAGCAAUGCCCCGGGACAGCUCCCUUUGGCCGCAGAGAGUGGCCCUGCAGAGCCCUGUUGGCUUCUCUGCCUCUGUAUGUCUCUGGUCAUUAUUCUGCCCAAGGAGGAGGGCGGCUUGGACAGCGACGGCACCUGCCAGUCAACCACAGGCUUCUGUGAACCAUCGCCAGUUCGGCUGGAGUCCUUACAGGUCUUAGUGCUUCUGGUCAAGGGCUAUUUCUCCGUUGCCCAAAAUUCUUUGCUCGAGCUUGGCAAAGUGGCUUACAAAUGUAUGGAAGAGGCCGAUCCCGCUAUCCAGCUCCAUGGAGCAAAACUCCUUGAUGAACUGGGUGUCGGGAUAAUACAACAGUAUAAGCCGGAUCUAGUGGACGCUCCAGAUCAACGGGUGCCUGUGGACCUGGUUGUAACAUUCUGGACCAGGAUGCUGAAUGGACCAUUACCAGCGGCACUCCAAAACUCCCAGCAUCCAACGCUUCAGACCAGCACCUGCAAUGCGCUCUCCUCCAUCUUACCGGAAGCUUUCAGUGGCCUCCCGGAUGAUAAACAGAUCCUCUGCAUCACCGUCCUCCUUGGACUCAACCACAGUGAGAACCCACUGGUGAAAGCUGCCGCCGCACGAGCCCUUGGGGUUUAUGUGGUCUUCCCAUGCCUUCGGCAGGAUGUCAUGUUUGUCGCUGACACGGCCAAUGCCAUCCUGGACUCACUGGGCGACAGUUCUCCAAAUGUCCGAGCUAAAGCUGCGUGGUCCUUGGGCAACCUGACGGACACUCUGAUCAUCAACAUGGAACUAAUGGGACCAAGCUUCCAGGAUGACUUCUCUGAUCUCCUGUUGCUCAAAAUGUUGUGGUCGGCGACCGUGGCCUCAAAAGACAAAGACAAGGUGAAGAGCAAUGCUGUCCGAGCCCUAGGCAACCUCCUCCAUUUCCUUCAGCCCUCCCACAUCACGAAUCCAAGGUUUAUCCAACCCAUUGAGGACUCCAUACAGGCCCUCGUUUCUACAGUCCGGAGCGAAGCCACCAUGAAAGUGCGCUGGAAUGCCUGUUACGCACUUGGGAACGUCUUUAAAAACGCUGCUUUGCCCCUGGGUGAGGCCCCUUGGAGCGCCCAAGCCUACAGUGCCCUCAUCUCGGCGGUCCAGACUUGCAAGAAUUUCAAAGUCCGGAUCAAAUCCGCCACCGCCCUCGCGAUCCCAUCUGAAAGGAAACGUUACGGGACCCCGGAGCAGUUCUCCCAGAUUUGGAGCGCGUUGGUGGUUGCCUUGCGACGGAGCGAGGAGUCGGAGGAUUUCCUGGAGUUCAAAUACAGCGCCAGUUUGCGGACGCAGCUCUGCCACACGCUGCUCCACUUGCUGAGCUUGGCCGAGGAGGCGGAUUUGCCGCCCCUCCGGACGUCGGUGGCCGAGCACGGAGAGACCAUCGGGUCCUACCUGUUGCAGUACAUGAAAUCGGGGGGCGAGGACGAGGAACUGGGAAUGAGCCAGGCCUUUUUGGAAAGAGACCGGACCCUGCGAAGGGCCCUGGAGCACAUCCAAGCCCUUGAGGAAGGAGGGGCUGAACGUUGCCCCAUGAAAAAGGGAAUGGUGGCUUAUCUGCAGGACAUUUUGAAAACCCACCACAGUUCCACGGAACUUGUCGAAGCUUAGGGGAAGGUCUUACCCUGUUUCCCCGAAAAUAAGACAUCCCCUGAAAAUAAGACCUAGUAGAGGUUUUGCUGAAUUGCUAAAUAUAAGGCCUCCCCUGAAAGUAAGACAUAGCCAAGUUUUUGUUUGGAAGCAUGCCCAACAAACAGAACACCAGAUCAUUCAGGAUCGGUAAAUGUACGUACCAUAGAUUGUUGUACAUGGAAAUAAUGGUAGUAACAAAAAAUUCCUGAUAGGAUUCACGGUUUGUCUGGUCAUGCUGGUGUCUGAUGACAACUACUGACAGUAUAUAAUAAUUGUUCAUUUUUUAAUUCAACAAUAAACAUGAAUGCUUCUUCAUUGAAAAAUAAGACUUCCCUGAAAAUAAGACCUAGCGCAUCUUUGGGAGCAAAAAUGAAUAUAAGACACUGCCAUAUUUUCGGGGAAACACGGUAUGUUAUUCACUCAGUGUCUAGAAUAAACAGUUUCAAAAUGGC
Molecule: messenger RNA, 4004 nt
Organism: Anolis carolinensis (green anole)
Lineage: Eukaryota; Metazoa; Chordata; Lepidosauria; Squamata; Anolidae
Gene: heatr6
Product: HEAT repeat containing 6
Exons: 20
Coding region: 61-3531 (1156 amino acids)
Source: RefSeq, a predicted model, not a curated record